Talaromyces rugulosus is the source of this 1293-nucleotide messenger RNA. RefSeq lists its product as uncharacterized. The transcript has 2 exons. Lineage: Eukaryota; Fungi; Ascomycota; Eurotiomycetes; Eurotiales; Trichocomaceae. The coding region runs from base 1 to 1293 and encodes 430 amino acids. Gene Ontology annotation, molecular function: glycosyltransferase activity. The record is from RefSeq and is a predicted model, not a curated record.
AUGCAUAAGCUGCCCCGCCCCGCGUCUUCGAUACGCAGAAAAGUCUCCUUUGACCUCGACAACUUAACCGACGAUUCCGACAUUGAAGACUAUCGCGAUCGCAACAAGCCAGACUGGACGAUCCGAGGGGCCAUCUCGGCACUACCUCCUCGCAAACGUCGAAACUAUGGCGUACUUACGGUUCUCAUUUUUGUUUUCCUCUACUGGGCAUCCCACCGGCCACAGCCCCCGAAAGGGCUGUCCCCAUAUCUCAACUACGACGCAAUUGAUUGGUCGCGAUAUGCCUAUACGCAAUAUGUCACCAGCGAUGAAUACCUGUGCAAUUCGGUAAUGGUUUUUGAAGCCCUGCAUCGGCUAGGCAGUCGCGCCGAUAAAAUCUUGUUUUACCCCCAGGAGUGGGAUACGGUUAUCUCGGGCCCAAACGAUCGCACCAGCCAACUACUCCUCGAGGCGCGUAAUAAAUACAACGUCCAACUUGAGCCGAUUGAGGUUAAUAGCCUUCAAGAUAUGCCAGGAGGUGUAUCUACGUGGGACAGCAGUAUCACGAAGCUCUGGGCGUUCCGAGAAACAACAUACCGGCGAAUUCUGCAGAUCGACUCGGAUGUCAUGGUCCUACAAAAUCUUGACGAGCUGUUUUUCUUGCCGUCCGCACCGGUUGCGAUGCCGCGAGCAUACUGGGAUUAUUCAAAUGACCACAAGUUGACCUCUCUUCUCGUCCUUCUCGAGCCGUCUUAUGUUGAAUACAGGAGCAUGAUGGACCGGGUUGAAGCCGUCACUGCGGGUCAGCUCGGUAAAGAAGAAUACGAUGGGCAUCCUCUGUACGACAUGGAGUUGCUCAACGACCGAUACGCAGGUUCUGCGCUUGUGCUUCCACAUCGACAAUAUGGGCUCGUCACGGGGGAGUUUAGGAGAAAGGACCACCGAGACUUUUUGGGGAAUGACCACGAAACAUGGAAUCCGGAUACGGUGCUGAAACAGGCGAAGCUAGUGCACUUUUCCGACUGGCCAUUGCCGAAACCGUGGGUGAUGUGGCCGCAAAAGCUUCUGGCCGAGAUCAUCCCCCGGUGCGACAACAACCCAGGAACAUCACAGGAAAGCGGCUGUCGUGACCGUGAGGUGUGGAAGCAGCUGUACGAGGACUUUCGUUUGAAGCGCAAGAAUGUGUGUAUGCUACUCAGCUAUCCGGCUCCAGAGUGGCCUCCUAAGGAGAAGAACACGUCGAAUCAGCCUCCAGCACCCAAGGAUGACAAGCCUGUAGCGGAAAAGCCAGAGCAAGUUCAGGCGUCGGAAUGA